This is a messenger RNA of Oryza sativa Japonica Group (Japanese rice), 2565 nucleotides long. Its product is annotated as prolycopene isomerase 1, chloroplastic. Gene Ontology annotation, biological process: carotenoid biosynthetic process. The record is from RefSeq and is a predicted model, not a curated record. Gene Ontology annotation, molecular function: oxidoreductase activity; carotenoid isomerase activity. Lineage: Eukaryota; Viridiplantae; Streptophyta; Magnoliopsida; Poales; Poaceae.
CGGCCUCUCGCUGCCAUGUGGGGCCCCCCACUUCGCCUCAUCCGCCGCGCCCUCGUCUUCCCUCCACUAACCUCCACCACCUCCCGCGGCGGAAUCCUCUCGCUGCAGAUUCCACCGCGGCCUCUCCUCCCAUAUAAAAACCCCACCCAGCUCGAGCUCCCGCGCUUCACCGGCGCCGCCAUGCCGCUCCUCCUCCUCGCCGCCGCGCGCCCGUGCGCCCCGCUCCUCGCUCCCUCCGCCGCCGGAGCAGUAGUAGGCCGGCCGUCCACCGCCCGCCCACUGGGACGAGGGACCAGGAGAGGCGCGGGCGCGGCGGCGGCGGCUGCGGUGGCGGCGGAGAAGACGGUGGUGAAGGCGGAGGAGGAGGAGGAGGGUGGGGGAGAGUACGACGCGAUCGUGGUGGGGUCGGGGAUCGGGGGGAUGGUGGCGGCGACGCAGCUGGCGGCGAAGGGGGCGAGGGUGCUGGUGCUGGAGAAGUACGUCAUCCCCGGGGGGAGCUCCGGGUACUACCGCCGCGACGGGUUCACCUUCGACGUCGGCUCCUCCGUCAUGUUCGGCUUCUCCGACAAGGGGAACUUGAAUUUGAUUACACAAGCACUAGAAGCAGUUGGGCAUAAGAUGGAAGUUAUACCGGAUCCUUCUACGGUUCAUUUCCACCUACCUGGUGACCUCUCAGUUCUUGUGCAUAGAGAGUAUGAUGACUUCGUCACGGAGCUGGUUAAUAAAUUUCCUCAUGAAAAGGAAGGAAUCCUGAAAUUCUAUGGCACAUGUUGGAAGAUCUUCAAUUCAUUAAAUUCUUUGGAGCUGAAGUCCCUUGAGGAGCCUCUAUAUCUUUUUGGGCAAUUUUUUCAAAAGCCUCUGGAAUGUUUGACGCUAGCUUAUUAUCUGCCACAGAAUGCUGGGGAUAUUGCUCGCAAGUUCAUAAAAGAUCAGCAGUUACUCUCCUUCAUAGAUGCUGAGUGCUUUAUUGUGAGCACAGUCAAUGCCUUGCAAACACCCAUGAUUAAUGCAAGCAUGGUCUUGUGCGAUAGGCACUUCGGGGGAAUUAACUAUCCAGUUGGUGGUGUUGGUGGUAUUGCUAUGUCCUUGGCAGAUGGGCUUGUUGACAAAGGCAGUGAAAUACGCUACAAGGCUAAUGUGACCAAUGUAAUUUUAGAAAAUGGCAAAGCUGUUGGAGUCAGGUUAUCAAAUGGGAAGGAGUUCUUUGCUAAAACAGUGAUAUCGAAUGCUACCAGAUGGGAUACAUUUGGUAAACUCUUGAAAGUUGAAGAGCUUCCAGAAGAGGAGAAAAACUUCCAAAAGAAUUAUGUUAAAGCACCAUCAUUCCUUUCCAUUCAUAUGGGUGUCAAAGCCUCAGUUUUGCCUGCUGAUACUGAUUGCCACCAUUUUGUACUUGAGGAUGACUGGGCUAAUUUGGAGAAGCCUUAUGGAAGCAUAUUUUUAAGUAUCCCUACAGUGCUUGACCCAUCCUUGGCUCCCGAAGGACACCAUAUACUUCAUAUUUUUACAACUGCAGGGAUAGAGGAUUGGGAAGGUCUGUCCAGGAAGGAUUAUGAGAAGAAAAAGGAGCUUGUGGCGACAGAGAUAAUAAAGAGGCUUGAAAAAAAGCUGUUCCCUGGUCUUCAGGAUUCAAUAGUCCUCAAGGAGGUAGGCUCACCAAAAACACACCGAAGAUUUCUUGCGCGAAAUGAUGGUACAUAUGGACCCAUGCCACGGGGUAAACCAAAGGGAUUGCUAGCAAUGCCUUUCAAUACUACUUCAAUAGAUGGCUUGUACUGUGUUGGCGACAGCUGUUUUCCUGGGCAAGGUGUAAUUGCUGUGGCAUUUUCAGGGAUCAUGUGUGCUCAUCGAGUUGCAGCUGAUAUUGGACUGGAACAAAGAUCUCCUGUACUAGAUGCGGGUCUUCUUGGGCUCCUCAGAUGGUUGAGAACGCUUGCUUAGGAUGAUACGGACAAAGAUUUGGUUGACCGUCGAUUGAUUUUACGAUUACAGAAAAACACCUUCUCACACAUGUCAUGGUCAUUGCACAUUUGUUUUGGUGAGCCAUACAUGGAUCAAGCAGCAGUUUUUGCCUCUUGGGAUCUUGCUUCUGCCUGGUAUAUACAAGAGGUUGGAUUUUCAGCUGCAGUGAUCCCUGAAAAGCUGAAGCUUCCUGGAAUAAUUGUACAGAUUUCAGUUGUUAUUUGGGAGCAAAAGGCGUAAAGACUAAUAUGGAUGCAUAUAUGUACCUAGAGCCUUAUACACAUGAUGUAACUUGUUGUAAUCUACUAGUAUCUCCUGUAUGCCCAUGUUGUCAUGUUGACAAUUGAGAGUUACAAACAUGCAGCUGUACAUGAUGUGUAAGCCUUAACAGAACAAAGUCAGAUACACCUGCAGCCUUCUGAAGAUUGAGGAGCGUUCUUCCUCCUAAUGUUACGAAGCAAAUUAAACUAAGUAAAACCUAUGUACAAGGCAAAGGCAUGUACUUCUGUAAUUGGCCAAAAGAAAAUACGUAGUACUUUUGUAAUUGGUCGAAAGAUACUAAUGUUGCCUGCAUUUAAAAGAGAAUGGAGGUAUUUUAGCUAA